Messenger RNA from Salvelinus namaycush (lake trout), 902 nucleotides. RefSeq names its product guanine nucleotide binding protein (G protein), gamma 12a (gene gng12a). Bases 408 to 626 code for a protein of 72 amino acids. The record is from RefSeq and is a predicted model, not a curated record. The transcript has 4 exons. Gene Ontology annotation, molecular function: G-protein beta-subunit binding. Lineage: Eukaryota; Metazoa; Chordata; Actinopteri; Salmoniformes; Salmonidae. Gene Ontology annotation, biological process: G protein-coupled receptor signaling pathway. Gene Ontology annotation, cellular component: heterotrimeric G-protein complex.
CCGCAAAACAUAACAUUCUCAGACAUCCGCUAUGUUCCUUCCCACUAUUCUGUGAAUCUCCAUUUCUCCACCCGUCUCGGUUCGUUUGUUUUCCUCGCGACGCGGAGGAGAGCGUAGUCCUACGCGCAAGUAGGUGGAGAAAAUGAAAAGUUAACGAUAUUGACUAUAAGCGACAGCCAACACAGUGUGAAAGUGAAAGUGGCACCAGUUGGCAUUCCCAAAGACCGUCGUUUGAUCUGCUUUUCAUAGCUGUCCCAAUAGAGGGCUGUUACUGAGGGAGGUCUCCUCUUAGUUGGUGACGGUUACAGUAAGCGACACGGAGCCUGUACAUUGUCCUGGCCAGGUUUUUCCCCCAAGAUUCAAUAAGGUUCAAUUUCAAGUCUUUGACUAGUGGUGUGGAGGCCAAGAUGUCAUCGACGAUGCCAAGCUCUAACAACAUAGCCCAAGCCAGGAGGACAGUACAACAGCUGAUGAUAGAGGCCAGUAUUGAGAGGAUAAAGGUAUCCAAGGCCUCGGCGGACCUCAUGCACUACUGUGGCGAACACGCCAAGUACGACCCUCUGCUCAUGGGCAUCCCUGCCUCAGAGAACCCCUUCAAGGACAAAAAGCCCUGCGCUAUAUUGUAGUGAAGGCCUUUUUAUUUAUCUGUUUGCUUCUUAAUGUUGCCUGUAUUUUAUUAUCCGGGGAGAAUUGUGAUCUAAAACCACUACUCAUCCAUCGACCUUGCCUUAAAGCCUGUAACGUUACCCUUUAAUGAAAAUGCUGUAUUUUAUCACUCAAUUUGAACUUGCCAUAGUUACAUACAUAACAUACAGUAAACGGUUAGAAUAUACACUACCAUUCAAAAGUUUGGGGUCACUUAGAAAUGGUCCAUUAAAAUAACAUCAAAUUGAUCUGAAAUA